AUGACCUUCUUUGCAAGUGUACGCCAGGGCUUUGGCCGCGCAAACACAAAGAGCAACAGCAAUCUCAAAGCAGCAGCAGCAGCAAAUGGUGCUUCAACAUCAAACUCAAACAUCCCGCCAUUACCUUCUAUGACAAAUUCUCCUUCAGUGUCAUCAUCCUUGGGUAUGGACAGCAACUACAACGACGGCGAGCCAAAAAGGUUCUUCAGUGAGAAAUACGCCAAAUGCUCGGUCAAGGGAAACUUUUUGACAUUGGCUGCACAACCCAAGAAUGUGGAACUGGGAGAGUGGUUGGCACAUCAGUUGGUUGAGAUGAAUCGUCUUCUCACUGGUAUGAUCCAAGUGAUCCAAGAAGUUGACACCAAUACUGGCCUUGCAAUCUGUAAUGAGAAGAGCUGCCCCACUAUGUCAGCUGGCCGGCUCACAUACACUUGGCUCGAAGGCGGUCGCCCUGCCAAAAUCCCUGCUCCAUCUUAUAUCACUCGUGUCCAGAAAUGGAUCGUUGGCAAGAUUCACGAUCCGGCCACCUUCCCUACCGACCCCCCCACGUCAGUUGCAUCUACCGCCUUCGCUUCUGGUGACACAUCGUCACCUGCCAACUAUUCUACUGGAGCUCCUAUUGCUGCCCCGCCCACUUCUCUCUCCGCUCCGCUCUCCCAACUCUCCGGCCAACAAAAUGACUGGGUGGGCAAAUCUUCCGGCUUUCCACCCAAUUUCCAUGCCGAUGUCCGAAGCAUCAUCAAGCAAAUGUUCCGCUGCUAUGCACAUCUGUACCACGGUCACUGGGAGAACCCGUUCUGGCACAUUAAUCGGCACUUGGAGUUGAACAGUUGUUUUGUGCAUUUCGUCACUGUCGCCAUGUACUAUGACUUGCUAGGCCGAAAGGACAUGGAGCCGCUACAGGGAUUGAUCGACAUAUUUGUUGGCCAGGGGGUGAUUCCGAGGGAAGCUGUCCAGCAGCAUACGGGCUAA
Messenger RNA from Endocarpon pusillum Z07020, 972 nucleotides. RefSeq lists its product as uncharacterized. Bases 1 to 972 code for a protein of 323 amino acids. Gene Ontology annotation, cellular component: cytoplasm; nucleus. Gene Ontology annotation, biological process: positive regulation of protein phosphorylation; signal transduction; cell division. The transcript has 4 exons. The record is from RefSeq and is a predicted model, not a curated record. Gene Ontology annotation, molecular function: protein kinase activator activity. Lineage: Eukaryota; Fungi; Ascomycota; Eurotiomycetes; Verrucariales; Verrucariaceae.